Messenger RNA from Lactuca virosa, 3621 nucleotides. NCBI's taxonomy places the organism in Eukaryota, Viridiplantae, Streptophyta, Magnoliopsida, Asterales, Asteraceae. The record is from the annotation of a GenBank genome assembly.
AUGGAAACAAUAUUCUUGAAACCCAUCUUCUUCUGCAUUUCCCUUUGUCUUCCUGUCAGAAAUGAAGUCCGCAAACAAAAAGGGGCAGUGGCAGAAGCCUUUGCAGAACAUGAAAAGGAAGAAGCUGCUGGGAAAUGGAGAGAGGCUCUGAAAGAAGCAGCGAAUCUCUCUGGAUGGGAGUUAAAGAAGACUGCUGAUGGGCAUGAAGCUAUAUUCAUCAAACAGAUAGUUGAAGAGCUUUCACUAGAUUUACGAUCCAUCAGAUUCAAUUUUGAUGAAAAAUUAGUUGGAAUGGAGUCCCGGAUCAAGGAAGUUGCAUCAUCUUUAGGAGAGGGAUUUGAUGAUGUUCGGAUGAUUGGAAUCAAGGGGAUUGGAGGUGGUGGGAAGACAACUUUGGCCAGAGCUAUUUUUGAUCAAAUAGCUAUUCAAUUCGAAGGUAAAAGCUUCAUUGAGAAUGUCAGAGAAGUUUCAAAUGCUUCUUUGUUUGGUUUAAAGACAUUGCAAAAUCAAGUCCUUUCAGAUGUCUUAAAUGAUAAAGAUUUUAGAGUUAGUAGUGUUUAUGAUGGGAAACACAUGGUGAAGAGAAUGCUGCGUGAUAAAAAAGUUCUUGUUGUUCUAGAUGAUGUUGAUCAUAUAGACCAGCUUGAGGCGCUAGCCAGUGAGCCUAAUUGGUUUAAGCCGGGAAGUAGGAUUAUCAUUACAACAAGAGAUGAACAAGUGUUGGUAGCACACCGAGUGAAGUUCAUUCAUGAUGUCAAUCUUUUAUCAGAUAAGGAAGCAAGUUUCCUCUUCAAUGGGUAUGCAUUUGGGGGAGAGAUUCCAAUUCAAGGGUAUGAAGAUCUAUCAAGACAAGUUGUACGUUAUGCAGCUGGUCUUCCCUUAACAAUCAAAGUUCUGGGUUCGUUUCUUUGUGGUAAAAAUGAGCCUGAAUGGAUAGAUGCUUUAGACAGACUAAAAACGAUUCCAUUAGCAGAAACUCUGAAAAAGUUAGAAUUAAGCUAUAUCGGUCUAGAGGAGGAUCACAAGGAAAUAUUCCUAGAUGUUGCAUGCAUGUUUAAAGGUUGGCAGAAAGACUUAGCAAUAGCAACUCUUGAAAUAUGUGGAUUUCAUGCUAGAACUGCUUUAAAAGUUCUUGAGCAAAAAUCUCUCAUAACUACCUAUGAUAAUUCUGAUUCUCAUAAGUGUCUGGGCAUGCACGACCAUAUUGAAGAAAUGGGCAAGAAUAUUGUUCGUUGUGCACACCCGGAUAAGCCACAAAAACAUAGUCGAUUGUGGGUUCGUGAUGAAAUUGAAGAUAUUUUUGCUAAUGACUUGGGUACUAAAGCAAUAAAAUGUAUACGGUUCUACACCAAUAAACUCAAUCCGUAUACUGUUGUAAAAGGUCUUGGAAAGAUGAAGGAACUUAGAUUUCUCUCUGUGGUUUUCGGUGGUCAUUUCUGUAAUACAGAAUCUGAUAUAGUCAGCCCAGAUUUUCCAAAUGCUUUAAGAUAUCUGGAUUUUAAUCAGUACCCUUUUAGGUCUUUACCCAAAACAUUUCUGGCAAAUAAUCUUGUUGCACUUAAGAUGGCUCACAGCAAAAUUGUACAACUUUGGGAAGGAGGAGAAAGAAAGGUUUUUAGGAAACUCAGAUUCCUUGACCUCAGUUGUUCGAUGCUUAGUAUCCUUGACCUCGGGCUUACUCCAAAUCUUGAGACCUUGAAUCUUCGACGAUGUACUGAUUUGGUAGAACUUCACAUGCACAUUGGAUGUUUAAAGCUCAUAUCGGUCGACCUCACUCAUUCAAGGUUGAGGACCCUUGACCUUGGUCUGGUAACGAAUCUUGAGAUUUUAAUUCUUGCUGGAUGCCAUAAUUUGGUAGAACUUCACAUGCCCCGUAGAUGUAUAAAUCUAAUAUCCCUACAACUCAGUAAUUCAAAGUUGAGGACUCUUAACAUUGGGUUGACUCCAAAUGUCGAGUCUUUAGAUCUUAAUAAUUGUUACUGUUUAGAAGAAUUUUACAUGGCCGGUGAAUGUCAAAAGCUCACCAAACUCGACAUUAGUCAUUCAAAGUUGAGGACCCUUGACAUCGGGCUGACUCCAAAUCUUGAGUAUCUAAAUCUUGAAAAUUGUUACUAUUUAGAAGAAAUUCACAUGGCUGGUGAAUGUCCAAAGCUUACCAACCUCAACAUAAGCCAUUCAAAGUUGAGGACCCUUGACCUUGGUCUGACUCCAAAGCUAGAGACGCUAGAUCUUAAAGAAUGUUAUAAUCUGGUAGAAGUUCACACUUCUAUUGGAUGUCUAAAAAAACUUGUCCACUUAGACUUAAAUGGCUGUUUGAGGUUUAAAUCUUUUGUGUUUAACAUAAAGAUUUAUACUUCUUGUGCUCUGGAUGAAUCACUUGAGGUUGGUCCUUUAGCUGACUUACAUCUGAUUGCAGAGUCCCUAAAAAAAUGCCCAUUUCACCCCAACAGUAAUCUGCCCAAGUUCCGGUUUAGUUGUUUAUAUAAACAAGACCGACAUUCGUUGACUAGGAAUGCUGAGAUGCUUAUUUCUAUAGGUAUGUGUGUUUGCACAAACCUUGAGACGUUUUCAGAUUGUAUUUGUGGGUUACAACGUUUAAGGAAGCUUAAAGUGGAAGGCAAAUUUCUAGAGGUACCCAAGGACCUUGACCAGUUAGAAUGUCUACAGGAACUAACUUUUAGGUCUACAAAGGCUACCCAUCUUCUGGAUAGUAUUUGUAUGUUGAAACAUCUUAAGUCUCUUGAACUUAUGUAUUGUUGGUUGCUUGAGAAGUUACCAGAGGAUCUUGGGCGAUUAGAAUGUUUAGAAAAGCUAGAAUCAUCAUAUACCAAGAUUAAAUAUCUUCCGGAGAGCAUAUGUAUGUUGAAACGUUUGAAAUCUCUCAAACUUAAUUCUUGUUGGUGGCUUGAGAAGUUACCUGAGGAUCUUGGCCUCUUAGAAUGUUUAGAGGAGCUAGAUUUGUCAUUUACAAAGAUUAAACAUCUUCCGGAUGGCAUUUGUAUGUUGAAACAUCUGAAAUAUCUUAAACUUUAUGAUUGUUCACCGCUUGAGAAGUUGCCACAUAAUUUUGGCCAGUUAGAAUGUUUAGAGAACCUAACCCUAAGUAAAUGUAAAUGUAUACAAGAUAUCCCAAAUAGCAUCCUUAAGAUAAAAUGUCUUAAACAUAUCCAUCUCCGGCAUUGUAUUCGAGUUGAGAAAUUGCCUGAGGAACUUGGAAGUCAUCUGGUUUUAAAUCAGAGAUCCGGAAUCAAAAACAGGACACGUCAUGCUAUGUGGUGGUGGGAUGAUUUUGAGAAGCUCGAAAGACCUGUUAAAGCCAGUUCACAAAGAAUUAUUGUAACAGCCUUAUCCGAUUUGAAAAACUGGCCAGAUUUCACAGAUCCAACAGGAACAAUGAAGGACCACAUGUUUCUUCACUUGAGUCAUCUACCACCCAGAGGUUCUCAAGAAGAGACAUCCUUGUGUUUCUGGAACUGCUGCCAUCUUUGGCUCUUUGCUGGUGUUAAUGUUACAAAGGAGCCAAUUCCAGUUUUACCUACUGUCCAUUACAACAUGGGUGGAAUCCCAACUAAUUCCCAUGAGGAGGUAUAUCUUGAUAUGCAAAACCGUAAGGGAAGCUAA